AUGGAAAAUGUUUCGGCUGCUGAUGUAAGGAGUGGCGCCAAAGAUAUUCAAGGAAUCGCGAAAAGAACCAGGGGGGAAUUUAGUGGUGCACUUCAUUUUAUUGCUUCAUACAAUGAUUCUGGAGUUAAGGAAUUUGAUGUGGAGACGUUACAACUGUCUAACCAUUUCUAUUUUAACUUGCCAGUGAAUCACACAUCACUCAGCCCUGAUGGCAACCUUCUCGUUAUAGUUGGGGAUGAUCCCGAAGGAAUGUUGGUUGACUCCAGGAGUGGAGUGGUUGUUUCUUCUCUGUCUGGACAUGUGGCGUCCUCGUAUGCAUCAGCGUGGCAUCCUGAUGGCCAGACAUUUGCAACUGGGAAUCAGGAUAACACGUGCAGAACAUGUCCAAGUCAGUCAACUGUGUUGCACGAUACGUUUGGACCUAUUAUGUCAAUUCGCUACACGUCUGAUGGCAGAUAUAUGGCUAUGGCAGAGCAUGAAGAUCUUGUCCAUAUUUUCGAUGUAAAAAGUGGAUAUGUGGUGGAACAAGAAAUGGAUUUCUUUGGUGAGAUAUCAGGAAUGUCUUUUAGUCCUGAUACAGAGUCCAUUUUCAUAGGAAGAGUUAUGACUAUUAAUCUCAGAUACUUGAGGGGAAUUAUCGUUCUAAAUGUUUUCAAUAAUAGAAUGGAAGAUGUUUCGGCUGCUGAUGUAAGGAGUGGUGCCAAAGAUAUUCAAGGAAUCCCAUGGUAUUUGAGACCUACCAGGGAGCAAGUUAGGCAAAGAAAACUACGAUACUGUAGGAACAGUAGAAGAAAUACUCCACAAUCUGGUGAGACAUCAGAUAAGGAGCACAAAACCAUUAAGAAAGAUUGUUUAUACGAUUUUAGAUGGUAUGCAAGAUCCAUUAGACCAUCGUUCUAUCAUCUCCGGCUGAGGAAUAUGGUCUGGGCAACGUCUAAGCACGAUGUGUACCUCUUGUCUGCUUUUUCUGCCGUGCAUUGGUCAUCAUUGACCUGCACGAAAACUGAGAUUCUUGACUUCUCAGGGCAUGUAGUACCACUCGAGAAACAUCCUAAAAGCUUUCCAGAGGGAUUUACUGUAACCCUAGUAAGCACACUCGCGGUGAAAGAUAAUUUACUUCUUGCUGGUGGAUUGCAAGGAGAACUUAUAGUUAAGUAUUUGGAUAAACCUGGAGUUAGCUUUUGUGCUCGGCCAACAUAUGAUGCCAUAACCACUUGUAUCGAGAUUAACAACAGUUCCAGUGGUGCACUUCAUUUUAUUGCUUCAUACAAUGAUUCUGGUGUUAGGGAAUUUGAUAUGGAGACGUUUCAACUGUCUAACCAUUUCCAAUUUAACUUGCCAGUGAAUCACACAUCACUCAGCCCUGAUGGCAACCUUCUCGUUAUAGUUGGGGAUGAUCCCGAAGGAAUGUUGGUUGACUCCAGGAGUGGAGUGGUUGUUUCUUCUCUGUCUGGACAUGUGGGCUCCUCGUAUGCAUCAGCGUGGCAUCCUGAUGGCCAAACAUUUGCAACUGGGAAUGAGGAUAACACAUGCAGAAUAUGGGAUAUCCGGAACUUGUCCAAGUCAGUCACUGUGUUGAACGAUACAUUUGGACCUAUUAUGUCAAUUCGCUACACGUCUGAUGGCAGAUAUAUGGCUAUGGCAGAGUAUGAAGAUCUUGUGCACAUUUUCGAUGUAAAAAGUGGAUAUGUGGUGGAACAAGAAAUUGAUUUCUUCGGUGAGAUAUCAGGAAUGUCUUUUAGUCCCGAUACAGAGUCCCUUUUCAUAGGUGUCUCAUACAGUGGCCUCCUUGAGUUUAGACGACGACACAACUAUUCAUAUCUUGAUACAAUGAUAUGA
Messenger RNA from Solanum pennellii, 1839 nucleotides. RefSeq lists its product as uncharacterized. The record is from RefSeq and is a predicted model, not a curated record. The coding region runs from base 1 to 1839 and encodes 612 amino acids. NCBI's taxonomy places the organism in Eukaryota, Viridiplantae, Streptophyta, Magnoliopsida, Solanales, Solanaceae. Gene Ontology annotation, molecular function: protein binding. The transcript has 13 exons.